This is a messenger RNA of Arabidopsis thaliana (thale cress), 402 nucleotides long. RefSeq lists its product as uncharacterized. Bases 1 to 402 code for a protein of 133 amino acids. The transcript has a single exon. Lineage: Eukaryota; Viridiplantae; Streptophyta; Magnoliopsida; Brassicales; Brassicaceae. The record is from RefSeq and is marked reviewed.
AUGAUAUGUAACAAUCAGCGAGAGUUUGACAAUUCACUUAAGUGUUACCAAACCGCGCUAGUAACUUCACAAUGGACCGUACGGAUUCGAAACCUAAAUUGGGUUUUACAAGAGAAGGUGAAAAGUCUUUACGUCGAAUAUCAGAUUUGGCGUGGUAUCGAUCAAACUAACAAAGCAAACCCUAAUACUCUUCGAACAAACCUAGACCAAGUUCUUGCUCAACUCGAAACGUUUCCAACCGCUUCAGCGUCUCCCAUCGACUCUGGUUCCGCAGGUCAACUAACUCCCUUCCAUAGAUCUCACUUUCACCCAUACAAAGACAAUAAGAGAAUGAGAUUUCCUUCUAAUAAAGAAGGAGGACUUUGCAACUCUCUUCUUUCUUCACAUUACGAAUGGUGUUGA